UAGAAGCCCUAGGCGGCGAAUUUCCGCUUGACCGAAAAAAAGAAGCAGCAGACAGAAAAACCAACCAGAGCAUCCCAAUGGGAAAAACGAUCCUCCAAGAAGAAGCAGACACAACAAGCAUUAAUCUACCGGACGAAAUGCUCGAGCACAUAUUCGCUUACCUCCCAACCAAAUCCCUCGCACGAACCGACGUUCUUUCCAAACACUGGAACCGCCUCUGCCUUUGGCGCUCCCACCCUCAUCUCAUCAUUCUCGACUCAGUCAGAGACCCGCUACUCAGUCACAAACUCACCAAAUUGCUACGCGCGGUGUUAUCUCGCCGUCAACCUGACUCCAAUAUUACCACCUUUCGCCUCUGCAGUUACCUAAGUCCCUUUUGCUUGCGCGAUUGCAUCGACCGGGUGGUAAUGAAUCACGGAAUAGAACGACUGGAACUCGACGUUUAUUUAGACUGUAGCUUUGAUCUCCCUUCGAGUUUGUUCGAUUGCAACACGCUUAGGGUUCUCACAUUGAAUCACCAAUAUGAAGAACCUGUUGAUGAUAGAAGGUAUUUUUCAUUAUGGGAAGAAGGAACACCUUUACCCUCGUAUAGGCAUUUCAAUUAUCCUGAUUCCAGAGGCCUUCCGUCGGUCCACGCCUUGUCUCUAACUAAUGUAUACUUUAGGGGUGGUUCGGACUUGUUUUCUGGGGAUAACUUCCCUCUCCUUAGGAAACUGUGGUUGAAAAAUUGUAGAGGAUUGUCUCAUCUUAAUAUCAACUGCCCGGGCCUAGAGAUUUUAAAACUCGACGGUUUGCAUCUAAAAGGUUUGAAUAUUUCUGGCACUGGGUUACUGGCAUUACGAAUCAUAAAGUGCUUUCGAUAUGUCGGUAGUUGGGCAAAGAUUUGGGCCCCAAGUCUCCAGAGUUUGUAUUGGGAAAGCAGAAUCUCUGUGAAAUGUAGUGUAAAGAGCUUCAGAGACCUCAAAACAUGCUCCCUCCGUUUUCACUACAAAAUACCAGAUAGAGCCACAUUGCAGAGUGCAUCCACCUUACUAUCGGCAACUUGUUUUGCUAGAUCUAUGUUUGUUGGAAGCGGGAACCGAGUUCUUGAGACUCUGUCAAAGAUAGAUUCUGAAGGUGGUCUUCCAUGCUCUUUCACUAACCUCGUGACCUUGGAGCUCCAUACUUACUUGACCAAAGAUGAAAUAAUAGGGAUAACAUGCUUGCUUAGAAGCUCUCCAAUACUCCGCACAAUGACCAUAAUUUCAAAUAGUUGUUCCGGCACCAGGAAUAUGGAUCUCGAUGAAAAACAAUAUUGGAAAUCCCAAAUUCAAAAUCUCAAGUCGAUUGAGGUUCACCUGAAGGUUGUAAGAAUUGAUGUACAAGAUGUUCAGAUGCAUGAGAGGGCAGUCUAUUUAGGGAAAUUGUUACUUUGUCACGGAAGAGCAUUGCAGGAAAUGACUCUAAAUUUAAGGAGCUACCCCGUGGUUCCUUCUUUCGAGCAACAAAGAGUUCAGUCUGAGAUUAUGACGUUUGCACAUGCAUCUUCUAAUGUUAUAGUCACUUUACUUCCGCCGCACACAUAAACAAGAAAGGCGCUUUUAUUAUAA
Messenger RNA from Rhododendron vialii, 1589 nucleotides. Its product is annotated as putative F-box/FBD/LRR-repeat protein At4g03220. Gene Ontology annotation, molecular function: protein binding. The record is from RefSeq and is a predicted model, not a curated record. The coding region runs from base 78 to 1565 and encodes 495 amino acids. The transcript is spliced from 3 exons. NCBI's taxonomy places the organism in Eukaryota, Viridiplantae, Streptophyta, Magnoliopsida, Ericales, Ericaceae.